UUUGCCGCUUCAGGGAAAUACAGAGAGUGUGACGAAAAAGAGGUUUGCGAUUUCCUAAAAUGGACGUUUCGCCGCCGGAAGUCGACGAGAGUUUCUCAGCAGAAGACGACGAAGACGAAGACCUGUGCCGGAUUUGCCGAUCGCCGGAGGAGCCCGGAAAUCCGUUACGGUAUCCGUGCUUGUGCCGAGGCUCCAUCAAGUUCGUUCACCAGGAUUGCCUUCGUACCUGGCUCAAUCGCCGCCGCGGAAACAACAAAUGCGAGGUGUGUGGGCGUAGCUACUCGUUUGUUCCCGUUUACUCCGAGAACGCUCCGGAGAGGCUUCCUUGCGACGAGUUUCUACUUGGAGUCUUAUCAAGAGCAGGACGUUACUUGAAGUUAAUUGUUUCUUGGACUGUGGUGAUUCUCUUCAACGCAUUCUGCAAUUCCUUGCAUCCUUUGGGCCAACAAGUUGUCGCUGACUCCCAGAGAGUGUUAGCUUAUUUGUGGGUUGGCUUGCUUUACAGCAGUGUCAUCGCUUGCUCUAUACUAAUUGUCAGUAUUGUAAGGAUGGAUGUAGGAGUCGGGGGACUUCCUGGUUGGUUUCUCGCUGAUGGUGAUGGCCUACAAGGAGGAGUUUUGCACUUCUUGUGGAAGUAUUUGAAGAUCCUUUGUGAUUGGUAUUAUCUUAAACUCAUACUCUUCUUGCUGCAACGUCUUCGUCGUCGAGUUAUACUUGUUCCUCCAUUAGAGUCUCUACUUGAUGAGUUUGGGGUUUUCCGGAGGCUUCUUUUCUUUUUCGAUGACCAUGUCUUUGCUGGCCUUGCCAUCAGCGUAUAUGUCUCUACACUAUUUAUUCUUCUGCCAUUUUCUAUUGGAUGGGUUGUAUUAGCAACUGUUGGAGGAGGCAGCAGCUAUUUGUCUGGAAACUCGCCUGUUAUUCUUGGAUACAUGAUGAUGCUGUCAAUCUGCUUUGCUUACUUUGGAAUCCUCUUCAUUCUCCAACAAAGCUCACUUUCAGUCAUCGUUCGCUGGCUUUCUCUGGGGUUUCACUUCAUAACAGUGACAUUGCCAUGUCACUUGUUGGCUUUCUUAGCAAUGGCCUGCAAAAACAUAUUACUCAUCAAGGAUGUUUUUGUCUUGUUCUUCAAGUUUGGUGCUCUGCCUUGGAUUCUUGGUUGGUUCCUCGGAAUCUGCACCUCCCCUAUGUUUGGAACCAGGAGUUUUCAGAUACUUGAGAUUUGGCCACACAACCCGUGCAUUAUGGUGGGCUUUCGUUUGCUUUCAGGACUCUCUUGCUUGAUAAUUGCUGUCUCUUACAUGGAACAUAUCCAGAAGAUCAUGCAUAAAAGAGCCUAUUGGUAUCUUCUAGAUGUCACAGAUCCAGGCUACAAGAUUACCAAACUGAAUCUUCGACACGUUUUCUUCGUGUUUGCUUCUCAUGGGUUAUUAUUGGUGAUUCUGUUUCGCUUACCAAUGAAAGCAAUUACACUUAUCAGCCCAUCGUUUUUCCCUCUUGAGUUAUGGGACACCGACGGAAGUCGUUUUAUUGGUGCUGCGUACGCAAUUUAUUUCAACCUAAUGCAUGCCGGGCCCAAAUGGUUAAUCAAACUUACCAAGCCAGCCAUCGAACUCUUAGUUCACAAGUGGAUUGUCACAAUUUGUUCUUGGCUUCAGCUGCGUGAUCUCUUGCUGGUAGUGCCCCGAGGAGAGGAGGACUUUCACUUUACUGAUGAUAACCCUUGGUUGCUAUUGUAUUCAUUGGCUGAAGGCUCUAUGGUCACUUUUUACAAAUCACAGAAUGAUGAAGACGAUAUCAAAGAGCAAAGACAUAACAGGUAUCGGACGAGGAUUGCUAUAAUGUUGAUGCUAGCUGCUUUGAGUUUGUUUCUCGUUGGCACAGCCUUUAUGGUUUUGCCAAUUUUGGUUGGAAGAGUGUUCUCUUACUCGAUCUCCUUCAUCUUGCGAAGAGUUGGAAUCAAACAUGACGAUGUUUGUGCUUUUUGGACUGGAUGUUAUAUCCUACAAGCAAUCUAUGUCAGCAUUUGCUUUGCAUUUGAUCAUAUUUGGACGGGAAGAACUGAUUUCCUUCUCAAAUAUAUCUUGAUACGAAUAAGAAAUGCUCUUCUCUUCUCCAUCUGGAUCGUUAUCAUACCGGGAUUGCUCGGUCUACUUAUCGACCUUAUGAUCAUCAUCCCAUUACGAGUGCCACUAAACGAAACGCCACUCUAUUUCUUGAUCCAAGAUUGGUUGGUAGGAGUAGUGGUACUUCACAUCUGGACCUUUCUGACAAUGCUCACGCCUAUCAAGUGUUUGGCAACCAAGGCAUGGCGAAGGAAGUUUGAAAGAAUCAGGAGCGUGGGACUCAAUAAGCUUCCUUCAAUGUGGCUGCUUCGAGAUGUGAUUGGUUCCACUAUAAGCUCACUUCUAACUACACUCUCCAUCCCUUGCGUGCUCGUGAAGUCUCUGUUACCGUUGCUUGGAUAUUCCCAAAGCUUCAAUGCAGCUACUGAGCGGUUUAUCUGGCCAGCAUCAUUAGCCUUGAUUGUGGUCUGGUUCGUGACAAAGCUAACGCUUGAGAUCAUUAUCUACUUGCACCAGUUGAUCUUCAAUGAGCGGUAUAUGGUGGGUGAAAGAGUUGGGGAUUUGACUGAAGAUCUCUAGAGCAGGGGUAUAUGAUAAACAAGGACUCUUUUUGUUGAUAGAACGAGUAAAAAAAUGUUAAUAUCUUUAGCAGUGGUUAGGUUUCUAAUGUUGGUAGAUGUUGUCGUACCUUUGAAUGACAAGUAAUGAAUCUAUCUCUACUUAACGUCUUUCGUA
Brassica oleracea var. oleracea is the source of this 2798-nucleotide messenger RNA. RefSeq names its product probable E3 ubiquitin ligase SUD1. Lineage: Eukaryota; Viridiplantae; Streptophyta; Magnoliopsida; Brassicales; Brassicaceae. Gene Ontology annotation, molecular function: zinc ion binding. Gene Ontology annotation, cellular component: endoplasmic reticulum membrane. The transcript has 9 exons. The record is from RefSeq and is a predicted model, not a curated record. The coding region runs from base 60 to 2642 and encodes 860 amino acids.